This is a messenger RNA of Quercus lobata, 2082 nucleotides long. RefSeq names its product Tetratricopeptide repeat (TPR)-like superfamily protein. Gene Ontology annotation, molecular function: mRNA binding; protein binding. The record is from RefSeq and is a predicted model, not a curated record. NCBI's taxonomy places the organism in Eukaryota, Viridiplantae, Streptophyta, Magnoliopsida, Fagales, Fagaceae. The coding region runs from base 33 to 1748 and encodes 571 amino acids. The transcript has a single exon.
AAGCAGAACAGACCAAAGUAUUGAGAACUCAAAUGCUUCUUCACAGAUCUCACCCUCUCCUCCUCAAACCAUUUUCGACUUCAACAACUGCUCUCACUUGGAGAACCCAAAUCAAACAAAACCAGCUUGCCUCCCAAAUCUCAUCCAUUCUCUUACAAAGGCACAACUGGGUCCCUCUUCUCCAAGACCUCAAUCUCUCCAGACUAACCCCAUCACUCUUCCUCCAAAUCCUCCACAGAACUCAGAGCAACCCUCAAAUCUCUCUCAGCUUCUUCAAUUGGGCCAAAUCAAAUGUUGGGUUUCAACCAGACCUCAACUCUCACUGCCAGCUCAUCCAACUAUCGCUCAGCUCGGGUCUUGUCCCACCCGUGAAGACCCUCUUGGAUUCUCUGAUUCAGUCCCACCCUGCAUCAGUGCUUUUACAGUGUCUUAUUCGAGUUUGUAGAGGUAGAGAUUCUCAGUCUAAAGUGUUAAGCUUUGUUCUUGAAUGGUAUUCUCAAAAGGGUUUGUUUGUUGAGGGGUUAGAAGUGUUUAGGGAAAUGAAAGUUCAUGGCUUUACACCUUCAGUUUGUACCUGCAAUGCACUGCUUGAUGCUUUAUUGCGAAAAAAUGAGAUUAAACUUGCUUGGUGUUGUUAUGGUGCUAUAAUUCGUUGUGGGGUUUUGCUGGACCGGUCUAUGUGGUCACUGGUUGCUCAGAUUUUGUGUAAAAAUGGGAAAUUUGAGACAGUUUUUAGAUUGUUAGAUUUGGGUAUUUAUAAUUCUGUUAUUUAUAAUCUUGUUAUUGAUUGUUAUGGUAAAAGUGGGGAUUUUGGAGCUGCGUUUGCUACCUUGAAUCAGAUGUGUGAAAGAAAAAUUGAUCCAGGUUUUAGUACUUAUAGCUCAAUUCUUGAUGGGGCGUGUAAAUAUGAGAAUGCUGAAGUCAUUGAGAAGAUAAUGAGCAUUAUGGUGGAGAAGGAGCUGCUUCCAAAGACUCCUUUAUCGGAAUAUGAUUUAAUAGUUCAGAAGUUUAGUGACUUGGGCAAGACUUUUGCAGCAGAGAUGUUCUAUAAGAGAGCUUGUGCUGAGAAGAUUGGAUUACAGGAUGCUACUUAUGGGUGUAUGUUAAGGGCAUUGUCUAAGGAAGAGAGAGUAAAGGAGGCAAUUUUGGUAUAUCGUUUGGUAUCAGAAAGGGGUAUUACGGUGAAUGAUAAGAGUUAUCAGGCCUUUUUAAAUGUUCUUUGUAUGGAAGAUCAGUUGGAGGAAGGUUGUGAAUUGUUAAGGGAUGUCAUAAGAAAAGGGUGUACUACUUGUUCAAUGGAAUUGUCUAAAUUUGUAGCAUCACAAUGUAGUAAAGGUAGGUGGAAAGAGGCAGAGGAAUUGGUGGAUGUAAUUUUUGAUAAAGGGUUAUUACUGGAUUCUUCUUGUUGUUGCUUGUUGGUGAGGCAUUACUGCUCCAGCAGACGAAUUGAUUCAGCUAUUGCAUUGCAUAUUAAGAUGGAAAGAUUGAAUGUGAGUUUGGAUAUAGCAACUUAUAAUGUGCUUCUCAAUAGACUUUUCAGAGCAAGGAGGAUUGAAGAAGCAGUCAGGGUAUUUGAUCACAUGAGAGGGAAGAAUUUGGUGAGCAGUGAAAGUUUUACGAUUGUGAUUCGUGGGCUUUGUCGCAUAAAGGAACUCAGAAAAGCUAUGAAAUUUCAUGAUGAAAUGUUGAACAUGGGGCUUAAACCUGCUCAAGCAACGUACAAGCGUUUGAUAUCGGGGUUUAAGUAACAACCUGUUUUGGAAGACAUCAGGGUUUAAGUAACAACCUCUUUCGGAAGACAUUUGCAAUUUGUCUGGUUCUUGACAUUAUGGUUGGAGUCUGUACCAAUUUUAUUGUAACCAUCCCUUGUAAAUUGGCCAGCAUAGCCUGCAGACCAUGGACUAUAGUUAUUAUAAUGCCAUGAGUCUCUUUGUUUCUUUUCCAGAAUGCUUAUAAGAUUCAAAUUAAAAUAUCCAAACAUCUCUUGAGAUGUGAGACAAAGAAGCUUACAUGUAUUCUAAGAAAGAGAGAAUGAAAAGUUCCGCUUCCUCAGUUCCUGUAUAUAGCCAUGAUUGCAGUACC